CACUAAUGUAGGCGAAGACGUGCUGUUUGAGCACCGCUUCGUAGUGUUUUUUGCGCGAGCUUUCGCUCCGGAGCGCUCCGGUGUAACAUCCGGAGAGCCAGCGGGCAAAGCCCCCACUCCGGGCGCGUAUAUGCGCAGCAGCAUCCCUUCCUAUGGGGUGAGCACGGCCGAUGGCUAGUGAGUGGCCUGCCCGAGCCCGAACGAUAAGAACCGACUCGCACCGACCCAGAAACGGCCGCUCUGUCGCCGAAAGCGUCCGCGAACACGACACACGCGCUCGGACCAUUGGCCAUUCAGCAUCUCUGGUCCAGGACCGGACAUGGGCGCCUCGACCCCACGAGUGACAUGAAACGAGUUCGCUUGACAGUGCUCCAGGUGUAGUGAUCCAGUGACAGUGAUGAGACUCUGCCUCUGAGAGACUAACACCGCCAAGAUGAGAAUCAAGAUGCCAGCAGUGCGUAUAGCGCAAGCAGACGCAGACGGGGCGGGCACAGACACCCACCAGGACAUUCUGACUUGCGGAGUGUGCCAGAAGCCUUUCGCCCUCUCCGACAUCGUCCGCUUCAUCCAGCACAAAGUAGCGUCUUGCAACAAAGAAAACUUCGGGCAAUGUUUCGCCGCCGCCGACCGAGAACGAGACAACGACGACGGGGCGCUGCCCCUUUCCACCAUCAACACCCGCCGGCCGAGCAUCUCUGCCCCCAUCUCCGGGAAAAAAGCGUCUGGGAGCAGAGUGCAUACUCCACCGCCAGCUUCCCCCAGACUGCCGGCACCUGGCGAUCUGUGCGUGGACGGCGCCGCGUCCUCCACCCCCAAACGAAGGGCCUCGGCAUCACCGCUCACGUCCUCCAGCAUGGAAGACGGGGAGGACAUCAAGCCCGAUAUCAAGCAGGAGAGGAUGGACACCACGGAGGAGAGCAGUCAGUGCAAGAAAUCGCGGACGGAGUUCGCAGACGCCGAGUCGAACACCACACAUAGUGAACCGAGCAACUACGUUUGUUCUACGUGCAAAGCCAGGCUGCACUCGGCCUGGCGACUAGUCCAGCACGUCCAACAUUCGCAUGGUAUCAAAAUCUACAUCGAAAGCUCCCCCACCAGCAGCAAGAAUAAUAAUCACAGUUCUAGCAGUGCUAGUAGUAGCUCCUCGGGGUGCUCUUCUGGCGGGCCUCCGCCCCCGCCUAGUAUGCGCCACCACUUGCUGCCGCCCCCAGACUUGCAUAACCCUUUUGGUGUUGGCGGUUUGUUGAGAUUACCGCUACCACCACUUAACCACGGUCCAGUUCCUCCAGCUCCACUAUUUUCCCGACCGGAACACCACUAUCGCAUCGAUCAACUUGUUAGUGAGCAGUUUCGGCACCAUGGGUUGAAUUUGGCAGCAGCGGCGGCGGCGGUUGCAGCUCAAGGUGUCCCUCCACCACACACCAGUUUUCCAUCACCUGCCGAGAGGGCGCCUUCCGCGUCUAGUGUUCCUUCAAGGGAACGCAGCACACCUAACCAACCUCUUUCUCUAGAACCACAACUGGAUUUUUACUCGCAGCGGUUGAGGCAACUCGCUGGUACAACCAGUCCGGGAGCGGCUCAGGCGAGCUCACCGUCUCCACGGAAGCACUCACCGCCAUUCGCCAGUCCCUCGCCAUCGCAGCUGCCACCCACGAGUAUACCAAACAACAUCAGCAGCAGUAGCAGUAACAGCAAUAACAACAAUAAUAACAACAAUAGUAGCAAUAGUGGCGGAAGUAGAGCCACAAGUACGUCACCUCCAGCCAAAGAUGAUAACACACAAUUAACAUCAACUCCAAGAUCAGCUUCGACUCCACCAGGCAAACCGGGAUCUCCCCGAAAUUCAAAUUUGGGAGAAGCAGUACAUGCUUGUGAGUACUGUGGCAAGAAAUUCCGGUACCAGAAUAAUUUAGACGCCCAUCGAAGAACACAUACAGGGGAAUUACCUUACAAAUGCACGGUUUGUGAUCAUGCAUGUGCUCAAAGUUCAAAACUAAAACGCCACAUGAAAAUACAUCGAACACCAGAAGAUCGUACUAGUAACGCCGGUUCAGUUGAAACACUCGAUGGUGAUGAAAGUGAAGAAGAAGACGACGUAGAUGAAGAAGAAGAGGAAGAAGACGAGUUGGAAGAAGAAGAAGCUGAAGAUUUAUCUGUUCCUACACAAAUACCUCCAAAAAACGCCAACCAAUCAGCUUCUCUAGUCGGGGAACUAAUGGAUAAGUUUGGUUUAAGUAACAUCGCGCAGUACAGUGAAGCUUAUAAACAAGCCCUUCAAGAAUCAAAUUCGGCCCUUAAACUUCAACUUGCGAGUAAAGAUCGUGAUAAUAACAACAGUACCAGUUUGACAAACCAACUGAAACUUCGCGACGAGUUUGCCAAAAGCCUCCUCCCCGGUCCUCCUCCUCAACCAUUGCCUCUUUUUCCGCCGUUCAACGAUACGUAUGAAGCUACCAAACGGCUCAAACUCGAUUUGGAACGCAACGAUUGGUGGCUUCCUGGCUUACCACGCGAAAGUAAGGGCUUACCUGGCCCUAGUGCCCUCCUCCCUAACCCCCUAAUCAAAAAAGAUACAAACAGACGGAACGAUACUUGUGAGUUCUGUGGCAAAGUGUUUAAGAACUGUUCGAAUUUGACGGUGCAUCGUCGCUCGCAUACGGGAGAAAAGCCGUACAAGUGCGAACUCUGUUCGUACGCUUGUGCGCAAAGUUCGAAAUUGACGCGGCAUAUGAAAACGCACGGCCGGAUCGGGAAGGACGUCUACCGGUGUCGGUUCUGCGAAAUGCCGUUCUCGGUGCCCUCGACGUUAGAGAAACACAUGCGGAAGUGUGUGGUGAACCAGGGCAAGGGUCAUCUGCUUUCUACGAUGCCGAUGCUGAGUGGAGACGAGGAUUCGUCAGCGAGCAUCGCCUCCAAGGAGGCAACAUGACUCUUUCCGUGGGGCGGCAUGAGGCUACCCCCGCCGCCGCCCAGUCUUACGUACUAGUCGCCACGAACUCUUAGGGAAUUGUGAUGAGUGAUGGACACUGUAGGGCAUCGGGAGAUUCCACGCGUGGGGUCUCCCGAUGGACGAUUUAGCUGUGUAUAGUAUUGCGACGAGACGGCCCUUUUUGAGCGAAGGGCCGGAUCGACGAUUGUUCGAUGUAACCGAUACCAAAGCAAUGUUUAACUUUCGUAAUUAUUAUUGAUUAUUGAGUUUAUUAUUGAUUCAUGUAUAUUUGUAAUAAUUAGGUUGUAGGUUGUUGUUUGAGACUGAGGGCCCUGGAUAGCGUGACGUUGCUGCUUCAGGCCGUCUUGGGCCCACUGUACAUUCCCGAUCAUAUCAUUUUUGAUGGCCAGUAGCCUUGACUGUAUAUAAACAGUAUUUAUUGCCGUGUACUAGACCCACUAUACUGUACAAAAUGUCUCUCAUUAAAUUAUUUCCACUUAAUGUAUAGUAUUAUCAUUGUAUAGAUUCAUGUUUUUCAAAGUUACUCUUUAAUGUUGGUGUUAGACAAAUCGAGAAAUUUGCCCCUGUAUGUCAACAGGGUCGUCUUAUAGAUUUAAUUCAGGGUCAGAUUAAUCUAUAGGAGCAUAUCCGCAUUUUCUUUUACAAUUAUUCCGACCAAGACAACCAUCCUAUUCCGUAAAAGAAUUAAAAAAAAAGAAUGUGAUGGCUGAUCUUCAUUUUGUAAUGCAAUACUAGUAAUAACAGUGGACCAGGGUCUGUUCUUGUAGUAUUUGCCGCAAUGCCGGAUUCAAUUCAAUGUAACUGUAACUAUUAAUGUUAAUAAUAUGUUAUUUCGAAUAUUUUUAUUUAUUUCAACGAUAUGGCUGUAGCACUACGGUGUUCGUAUGGGCUGCACUCCACUUAAUAUAAUCGUGUUCCUAUACUGAACUCCCAUUUCAGUGUGUAUUAAAUUAAAUCUAUUACAAUAUUGAA
Messenger RNA from Tribolium madens (black flour beetle), 3922 nucleotides. It is a transcript of the gene Cph, whose product is annotated as B-cell lymphoma/leukemia 11B. The transcript is spliced from 3 exons. Gene Ontology annotation, biological process: regulation of transcription by RNA polymerase II. Gene Ontology annotation, cellular component: nucleus. The coding region runs from base 434 to 2929 and encodes 831 amino acids. The record is from RefSeq and is a predicted model, not a curated record. Gene Ontology annotation, molecular function: RNA polymerase II cis-regulatory region sequence-specific DNA binding; DNA-binding transcription factor activity. NCBI's taxonomy places the organism in Eukaryota, Metazoa, Arthropoda, Insecta, Coleoptera, Tenebrionidae.